AUGCAAGGAGACGAAGCAGAGUUUGAAUAUACACCAGGUUUAUUAGAGACUCCAUCGAUGAUGACGCCAAAUAUUGUUUUACAUGCAUCAAUGAAAUCAGUAUUCAAUACGGCACUUGCAAAUAUUCCUAACCCACGUGAUACUAUGUCAACGUCUAAUUCAUCACCAGUGCUAACAACUAGUAGUGAGACACAAUCACCUAUAUCAACAGCUGAUGUAAAAGUAUCAAAAAUAGAAGAUGAACUUAAAUUGAGUUUUUCUGAACCACGUAAACCAACACCAUCACCAUUUCAAAAAAUGUCUUCAACGAAUGUUUUUAAUUUGGAUAAACCUCCUACUGUCAUAACUAAUGAUGAUGGAACAACAAUUGAAAUACCAUCAACAGCCGAUGUUGUCAAAGAAUUAGAAGCACUUACAAAUACAAAUCCAUUACAAUUUCAAGUAAAACUAUUGAAUAAUAAUGAUAAUCAUGAACGUGAAAUAACAGCAACCAUGAACGGUGAUAAUAUUCGUUAUGAUUCACCUCCAACAUUAAAUAUGGGUAUUGUAUCACCGAAAAAGAAGUUUCUUAUACGAAGUCAAUCCCAUACUGAACCAAUGUCACCAAUAAUAAUUAAUAAUAAUUUGUCUCAAUCUCAAAAGCCCAAUAAUGAUAAUAGUAUUUUAAAUUUACAAAAUGGUCUUGAUGAUGAGAAUUCAAUAGAUGAUCCUAUUGGUAAUCAUUUUACGCGGGUAUCAGAUAUACCAACAAUAGCACAUUCUAAUAAUACAAAUAUUGAUAACAAUCAACAAUUUAAACCUAUCAUUGAUAAUAGACAUGAGCAUCAUCUAAAUAUACAAUUUAAAAAUGAACAUAAUAUGAUGCCUCAUUCGGUUCUUAAACAACAACAACAAAUUGUAAUUAAUUCUAAUAAUAAUAAUAAUAAUAAUAAUCAUAAUAAUGAUAAUAAUCCCAAACGAACAUUUCAAUCGACUAAUAUUGGUAAUAAUAUUCCAGCACUAACAAAAGCAAAUACAAUUGUUAUGCCACAAGCACCAGUAAAUGAGGUGACAUCAACUGAUCAAUUAUCAACUGCAAAACGACAACGAACUGCUCCAGAACAAAUGAAUCCAACAGUUAUGAAUUUUCGUUCAACAUUUCCAACAUCAGCAGUAUCAGCAGCAGCGACAAAUACAUUAACAUCAACUACGACAACGAAUGGUUCCAAUGGAAAUGGUGGAUCUGACGAUCAACGUAAGAAACAGAUUCGUGAUAGUAAUCGAGAAGCAGCAAGACGGUGUCGAGAACGUCGUCGACAAUAUAUUGAACAACUUGAAGGAAAUUUAGAACAACAUAAAGCUCAAAUAAAACAAUUAAAUGACAAAUUAGCUCGUGUUGAACGUGAAAAUACACAAUUACGGGCUAUACUUUCUGAAACAAAACUUCUUCAUCCAGCAUCACGUAUUUCAGCGAAUGAAUCGCAUGUUGAGUAUGCUAAUGUUGUUAAUGCAACUGGAAUGAAUAUUAAUUCCGAAUCAAACCAUCAAAUUGAUGGAAGAACAAUACAAAGAAGUUAUAUUGAUAGAAAUAAUCUUUAG
This is a messenger RNA of Rotaria sp. Silwood2, 1578 nucleotides long. Lineage: Eukaryota; Metazoa; Rotifera; Eurotatoria; Philodinida; Philodinidae. The record is from the annotation of a GenBank genome assembly.